Messenger RNA from Rhodofomes roseus, 1829 nucleotides. RefSeq lists its product as uncharacterized. NCBI's taxonomy places the organism in Eukaryota, Fungi, Basidiomycota, Agaricomycetes, Polyporales, Fomitopsidaceae. The record is from RefSeq and is a predicted model, not a curated record. Bases 125 to 1615 code for a protein of 496 amino acids. The transcript is spliced from 6 exons.
GCCAGACCGUGUUUUAUUGUGUAGGGCGCUGCCAAGUUGGUAAGGAUCUAUUAAUUCGGUGCCCCAAAACCUACACGCGGUGCCUCCUGGUCCUACCCUCCUGCAAGCCCCAGCCUCCUUGAAUAUGUUGUAUCAGCCGUACAACAUCUCCUUCGAUGACAAGUCGCCAUUAUUGUGGUAUACGCCGUUGCGAGGUAUAGAUAACAAUGGCAGUUCGUUCUGUGGAACUUCACGUCCAGAAUAUGACUGCUGGUAUGCGAUCAAUACUACUGGGAGGGCGUCCUCCUAUACCACCUCGGUGUUAGGCGCGACAGUCUCCUUACAGUGGACAGGUACGGCAGUGUGGCUGUAUGGAGAGGCAAAUGCGACGUACCAGAUCGGGAGGACCUGGAAUGGGAGCACGAUCCUGGGCGAAGGGACUGGAACUGGGGGUGGCGUUCUCUAUGCCGAGAGCGGUGUGUCGUACGGGGUGCACACGGUGGUUCUCACUGUCCUGGAGGGACCCGUGACCAUUAUUGGUGCGACUAUCACGGUUGGCAUGGGUGAGCCUGGUUCGACAAUCAAAGCAACGAAUGUUUCGUCCAUCAUAGAGGACAUACCGGCUAUCAAUCCUUUCUUCACCGUCAACUCAAACGACUCAUGGCAGGGCGAUCUGGCGUUCGGGCCAAACGGGGAGCUGGAGACAAUCAUCCUGACGGCCACCCAGGGCGACUCCGUUACAUUCGUAGUGAAUUCCAGCGUAACGUUCGCUGUAUACGGAGCAAACGAUCCCUCGCAGGGUACAUACCUAGUGGACAUAGAUCCUCCUGUGCCGAACAAUCCGAACACUAGCACAGCAUACCAGCUUAACGCCACGGCGCCGUGGGUAGUGAUCGAGGAAAUCAGAUACGUUGCUACCGGGCUGAACAGGACGCAGAACUACUCGGUGACAUUGACGAAUGCAGAGUCGGGGAGGGAAUUCAACGUCGGUAGAGUUAUCCUGUUCGAUGCCAUUUCUCCUGCAUCCUCUUCUUCUGCUCUCCCGAGCCAAACUAUGACAUCGAGUAGUUCGUCAAAUGCCGGCGGUCCAGCUGCCACGUCGCAUGAUCUAAGGCGCGGAACUGUCGCCGGCAUUGUGGUGAGCGUCGGCACUAUAGCGGGAGCCCUCUUGAUCGCAAUUUUCCUUUUCGCACGUUUUCGCGCAAGGGGCAUUUACACCCACGGGACCGCGCCAAACCUGGUUGAACCGAAGUUGGGUGAACAGGCUACGUCCCGAACUGGUGAAGAGCCUCAAGACACGGAACCCCAAUCGGAUGCCCCCGCGAUGGUUGUGCAUCCUUAUACGAAGACAUACGCAACGUCCGGAAAGUCUGUACCGGUCGAGACCGAAGACCCGUCUUCCCAAGUGGCGGAGUCGUCACGUCGCAGACCCACAGAAAUGCCCUCAAGUUCCGCUCCAGGCCUUGAAAAUCACGACAGCUCAUCUCCACCAGUUAUCCCAGCAGUGGCAUCAUCACCAUCACUGCUUCUCCCUACCCAUGAUGAAGAUGCGGGUCCGGUGCCUGACUUGCUGCCGCCCAUGUACAAUCCCGACUGGAGCAUAGCUGAAGAGCUUGACACGCCUGACGAGGACUAGAUAGAAUCAGUGUGGCGGCCAAAGCAUAAAGGACACAGGCUUGGAAUGAUAGUACGCACGCAGAUACAUCUCGGAGCAGACAGACAUCGAUGAUGAGCGGAACAUGACUGAAUGGAUGUAGCAAGUGCCAUUGCGGGACGGCACCUAGGUCUCGCGAUUGGUAUGUUCGCAUAGUAGUACUUUGCCGUUAGCAAUCGCCACCUUAUGCGCCGCG